AUGGCGCGCUGGGUUCUAGUACUUGCGCUGAUCGAGGAGUGGUGGGCGCCUGCACAGCUCGUGGCGCGGUGGGCGCCCGUGCAGUUCGAGCUGCAUUGUGCAGUCCUGGGGCGCUGCUCGUUCCACGGCUGCUUUGUGUCUUCCUGUGGAAAUGACGAAUACAUUUACAUAGUUGAUGGUUUAAAGGUCCUGAUUGAAUAUAAAAGAGAGUCUCUGCCAUUGGCUGUGUAUACGGACAGUGGCUACUUUAAUUUAGAAUGUCCGGAAGGUUUAACGCUCGAUAAUUCAGCAUUACCUAGUUUCAAAUCGCAAUUACGCGUAAACAAGGUACGCUUCAAACAUUGCCCGCCGCCACAAAGCUCGUACGCCGACGUGCUUGAGAGAUUCAACGUGGUGGUGCUCGACAGCCUGGUUCUGACUCAAGCCGGCAAUCUUACGGCCAUCCACUUCGCACAGCUCCAGCAUCUGCCUAGACUGGAGCUACUAACGGCGGCGCUGGCACCCGGGGCACUGUCAGCGCUGUCCCAGCUACGAUUCUUGCAGCUGGAUAGGGUGCGCACAGCGCCUAGCGAGCUACGCCGCUUACCAGCCUCGCUGGAGACGCUCAGCCUCACUCGCAUGGGUAUGAACGUGACCGCCGCGGACCUGGCCGCGCUGCCACGCCUAGCCGACCUACUUGUUCGCGACUCCGCCAACGUGCACGUGGAGGCAGGCGGUGCGCUACGCGUAUUGGUACUGGAACUGCCGUCGGCGUUGCUUGUGCGCGAGCUUCCGCCAACGCUGCGCAAGCUGAUGGCAGCUGGCUGGAGCGAGACGCACCCGACGCCGUGGUUGCAGUGCGCGUUGAAGGUAUUGGACUUGCGUGACGUAGCAGCCGAGGAGCUUCCGACAGGUUGGCUGGCGCGCUGUGCGGCGCUGCGGUCGCUGCACGUGAUCACGGCGGCACGGCUUUCACGGCUGGAGCCGGGCGUGUUACGCGGCGCAGUAUUGCUGCGGGAGCUGCGCGUAGUGCGCACGGCGCUGCAGUACCUGCCGCCGGGGUUGCUGGACGACGUGCCGCAACUAAAGUUGCUGGACUUGUCCUCGAAUCAUCUGCUAGAAUUACCGGGGAUCUUAUUCGCGAAGACUAAUUCACUUGAGUCGCUGAAUCUGUCCUGGAAUCGGUUCACACAGAAUGUGUUGUCGUCACUGUCGACCAUCACGUCCCUCGUUUGCUUGGACCUCAGCUACAACAAUCUCAACGACUUCUGCAGCAGGAAAUCUAAGGCAGUGCCAGGAUCAUCACCACUACAAUAUUUGAAGCAGUUAAGGAGUCUCAAAUUGGCAAAUACGAGCAUCAGUAUGAUCUGUCGCGAUUGGCGGGAAAACAUGACGAACCUGGAAACCAUCGACCUCACGCACAACUUGUUCGAGUAUAUCACUUUCGCAGACAUGCAGUUCUAUGGGCGCGUCGACGUGGACCUACAGCGCAACAACGUCAGCACGCUGCACUACACGCGCCACGACUACGAGCGCGCCGUGAGCCCUCACGAGCCGCCGUUGCUGACGCGCCUGCAUCUCUCCAGCGUCCUCCGCUGUGACUGCCACGUGUAUUGGGCCGCGCGCGCCUUCCACGAGCGCCCCGCGCAUGCGCCACUUGAACCCCGCUGUUUGGGUGGUGGGCUGCUAGGAAGUAUGCUGGAUGCGCUGCAGUGCACGGGCGCACCGCCGGGCGUGAGCUGUGAUGCGCCGUGCGCGUGCGCGUGGCGGCCGGGCAACCGCACCGUGCUGCGUGUGCGGUGCGAGGCGGUGGGGCUGCGCUCGGUGCGUGUGGCAGUGGCGGCGGUGCGGGUGCCGCGCGGGCUGACCGUGGACUGGGAGCUGUACCUCGCUCACAACCACAUCGACCACGUCGUGCUGGAAGACAUGCCGCACAAUCUCACGGCAACCCGCUCGCCUGCGACUGCAACGCCGCCGACACACUCGCCGUGCUCCCUGGACACCGCCUGCACGCACUGGUGGGCGCCGGCGCUGGGCGCGGCGGCCGCGCUGGCCACGCUGCUGCUAUGCGCGCUGCUGUUCGCUGCGCUGUGGCGCCAACCGGGGUUGCGUCUGCGCCUGAAGGUGAUGCGGCAACGCCGCGGAUGGCUGCCUGAGCUGGAGGACGAUGCGCGCUGCUUCGACGUGUUCGUAUCAUUCUCGCACGGCGACGAGCAGUUCGUGCGUUCGCAACUGGUGGCACGGCUGGAGAGUGGCCCGACGCCCUACCGCCUCUGUCUGCACUACCGCGACUGGGCACCGGGUGGCUGGAUCCCAGCGCAGAUAGCGGCUUCGGUCCGUGCCUCGCGCCGGACCGUGGCCGUCGUCUCCGAGCACUUCUUGCGCUCCAGUUGGGCACGCGCCGAGUUCCAAGAGGCGCACGCGCUGGCACUGCGUGACGCGCGACCUCGGCUGGUGGUGGUGUUAAUGGAAGAACCUAGCAAGCUGCCGCUGGACGACCGACUGCGGCGCUACCUCGCCACUAACACCUACGUGCGCUGGGGGGACCCGUGGUUUUGGGAGAAACUGUACCUGGCGCUGCCGUGCGGACGCGAACCAGCGCCCCCUAGUGCCUGCAGCGCCUUGUCACCCGCCACGACGGACGCGUCAGGCGCGUCGCCCGCGCUGAGCAAGUCGUCGGUUGCGUUGAACGGCGAUGAUUCCACGCUGGUGCCGCAGACUCCGGCUCGGGGUUCGACUUCCUGCAGCUCUGCGCUCCCAGUCUGCAACCGUCUUGCUGUGCAAAUAUUUUAA
This is a messenger RNA of Spodoptera litura, 2772 nucleotides long. The record is from RefSeq and is a predicted model, not a curated record. Lineage: Eukaryota; Metazoa; Arthropoda; Insecta; Lepidoptera; Noctuidae.